Messenger RNA from Stylophora pistillata, 780 nucleotides. RefSeq lists its product as uncharacterized. NCBI's taxonomy places the organism in Eukaryota, Metazoa, Cnidaria, Anthozoa, Scleractinia, Pocilloporidae. The record is from RefSeq and is a predicted model, not a curated record.
AUGCUAAUAGACCCAGGAAAGGGAAAUAUACGCCAAGUCACCAAAGAUGAUGAUUUCGCCUUCACCUUACAGUCUAAUGGAAGAGAUAUUCCCACCGUAGACAUUGAGCUAGGAGGUGUUCGACUGGAAGGAGUUCUAGUCGACUCUGGCUCCACUUGCAAUGUUAUUGACAGAGCGACAUGGGAGACGCUUAAGGAGAAGAAAGUGAAAUGUGUUUCAAGAAAAUCCAACAGAAAGCUGUAUUCUUAUGGAUCCAAUGAGCCACUUGCUACUGAUGAAGAAAACCAGCUAAGGGAUUUUCCUGAGUGUUUUGAGGGAGUGGGAAAACUUAAGGGUUUUCUAGCAAAGCUCCACGUUGACACCUCAGUUAAACCUGUUGCACAGAAGUUGAGACCCCCACCUUAUGGGUUAAGGGAGAAAAUAGAACCGAAACUCAAGGAACUAGUGAACUGUGAUAUUAUCGAACCAGUUGAAGGCCCCACUCCAUGGGCAAGCCCGGUCGUGGUGGUUCCCAAACCCUCGGGGGACAUCAGACUCUGCGUAAACAUGAGAAAAGCCAAGGAGGCUAUCGUAAGGGGACGUCAUCCCAUUCCCACAGUUGAUGAAAUACUCUAUCAACUGAAUGGAAGCAAGGUGUUCAGCAAAUUAGACCUCAAAUGGGGAUUUCAUCAGUUUGAAUUGGAACAACAGUCGAGAGUUAUUACCACAUUCAUUACUCACAAGGGGUUGUAUAGGUAUAACCGCUUGAUGUUCGGAAUCAGUUCUGCUCCGGAGCUUUAA